AUGAACGAGCGCCAAGACGUCGCAGCCAUGUUCAGCUCCAAGCAGUCGGUGCGUAUCUUGCACCGCCAUGGCAGCAGCGUCGAUAGUGUGGCCGAUGACUCGGAAGUACGGACGUUGUCCGAUGUUGAAGUUGAGACUGCGGUUCCCAAUGCUCCAACGACCUUUCUCCAUACAGUUGCAGCUGUGAAGGAACGCGCUGAGUCCGUGACAGCUCGUUUGAGUCUUGAAGAGAUGAAGCACCAACUGGAAGAGCUUGAGCACGCUCCAGCACCGACGAAGGAAGAGAUUCAAGAGAUGCUGGCUCGGUAUGCAAACGAUGCUGAGAGCAGUGAUUCGGACGACAGCGUCGAGUCUUCGUCUUCGUCUACUGACAGUAACAUAGACAUUGAGCCGAAAGUGGUCAUAAUGAAGGUGUUGGUUAUUGGCAAUGCUCGCUGUGGAAAGACCAGCACCAUUCGACGGUUUAUUCAGGACGAGUUUAGUGACAAGUACGUGAGUACUAUUGGGGCGGACUUCGUGGAGAAGAUUAUCAAGUAUGAUGAACAUCUUACCAUUAGCUUGCAGCUCUGGGAUAUUGCAGGACAAGAUCGCUUUGCCAAGUUCACGCGUGGAUAUUUUCGUGAAGCAAAAGGAGCGGUGAUUGUGUGUGAUAUCACUCGAGCCAAUACGAUCGAUGCCGUGGUCCACUGGAAGAAUGAGAUUGAUUCAUGCUGUAAGCACUUGAACAAUGGCACCGAGAUACCUGUCAUAAUGAUCGCUAACAAGAGUGACUUGCUGGUCGACCCCAUGGGCGCUCUGGAUCUUGGGGUGAACUUGCAAAAAUGCGUGGAAAAGAACAACAUUAUCGAGUGGUUCCGUGCUUCAGCUAAGAGCGGUCAGCAUGUUAAGGACGCCUUUCAAUGUCUUUUAGAUCGCAUGGUAGAAGAUCAUCGCGCACAAAAGGAAGAAGACAAGAACUCGGUCGACGAAAGCGAAACCGUGAAGAAUGAGGAACCUGUCGCACCUGAGGUCAUUCGGCUGUCUCAGACGCCACGACAGUACAGAGCCGUAAAGCAGAAAGGCUUUGCCUGUGACUGCCACUAG
Peronospora matthiolae is the source of this 1083-nucleotide messenger RNA. The record is from the annotation of a GenBank genome assembly. NCBI's taxonomy places the organism in Eukaryota, Oomycota, Peronosporomycetes, Peronosporales, Peronosporaceae.